Messenger RNA from Thermochaetoides thermophila DSM 1495, 1350 nucleotides. RefSeq lists its product as uncharacterized. The transcript is spliced from 4 exons. The record is from RefSeq and is a predicted model, not a curated record. Gene Ontology annotation, biological process: peptidyl-serine dephosphorylation; double-strand break repair via homologous recombination. Bases 1 to 1350 code for a protein of 449 amino acids. Gene Ontology annotation, cellular component: nucleus; cytoplasm. Gene Ontology annotation, molecular function: protein serine/threonine phosphatase activity. Lineage: Eukaryota; Fungi; Ascomycota; Sordariomycetes; Sordariales; Chaetomiaceae.
AUGAGCGACCUCGAUAGAGCCAUCGAGCAGCUGAAACAAUGCCGACCGAUCCCCGAGGACGAGGUCCGACAGCUCUGCCAUAAGGCUCGUGAGCUGCUGGUGGAGGAGGGGAAUGUUGUUACGGUUAAUGCGCCGGUCACGAUAUGCGGUGACAUCCAUGGGCAGUUUCACGAUUUGAUGGAGCUGUUUCGCGUUGGCGGGAGUCCCCCGGAUACGAAUUACCUGUUCAUGGGUGACUUCGUCGACCGCGGCUUCUACUCCGUCGAGACGUUCUUGCUCCUCCUCUGCCUCAAAGUCCGCUACCCCGACCGCAUGACCCUCAUCCGCGGCAACCACGAAUCCCGCCAGAUCACCACCGUCUACGGCUUCUACGACGAGUGCUUGCGCAAGUACGGCAGCGCCAACGUCUGGCGCUAUUGCUGCGAGGUCUUUGACUACCUCGCUCUCGGAGCCAUCGUGCUCGGCGCGUCCAACACCCUGCCGGAUAGCCCGCGCUGCGAGAAUGGGGAGGAUGUCGAGGUGCAGGUGCGGAAUUCCAAGGAUGAGAUUAUUACCAAUUUCCCGAGGAGGAUGAGCCAGGGCCAGGAGGCGACGCCGAACGGGGCUCCCCUCCCGAACGGGAUUACCACGCCUUCCUCAGCGCCGACACGGACUGGCCCGCCUGGCUCGGGGGCGUCUGGUUCCAGUGCUGGGUCGUUAGGCAACCCUGCCGGCGCAGUCCUCUGCGUUCACGGCGGCCUCAGCCCGCUGAUCGACCACAUCGAUAAGAUCCGACUGCUCGAUCGCAAGCAGGAGGUUCCCCACGAAGGCGCGAUGUGCGAUCUUCUCUGGUCCGACCCCGAUGAAAUCGACGGCUGGGGGCUUUCCCCGCGCGGCGCAGGGUUCUUGUUUGGGGGGGACAUUGUCAAGGUGUUUAACCACCGCAACAACCUGAGUUUGAUCGCUCGCGCGCAUCAACUAGUGAUGGAGGGGUUUAAAGAGAUGUUUGACGCGAGCAUUGUGACGGUGUGGUCGGCACCAAAUUACUGUUAUCGUUGUGGGAAUGUGGCGGCGUUGCUGGAGCUCUGUGAGGAUGAGUCCGGGUUGGGGGUGUUGGCUAGGAGUAACGGGGACAGUUAUGGGUUCGGGAUCCCGAAUAGGUCGGCUCAACAAGAUGGUGGUGGUGGUAGCGGCGGCGGCGGCGGCGGCGGCGGCGGCGGUAGCGGAGGGGGCGGUAGUGGUCUGCCGGGUCUGCCGAGCAUUAUUACGCCGAGGUAUGGCCCGGCUAGGAGAUAUAGGAUAUUUCAGGCUGCUGCGCAGGAUACGAGGGGAAUGCCGGCGAAGAAGCCGGUUGCGGAUUACUUCUUGUGA